Molecule: messenger RNA, 946 nt
Organism: Rhipicephalus microplus (southern cattle tick)
Lineage: Eukaryota; Metazoa; Arthropoda; Arachnida; Ixodida; Ixodidae
Product: neuronal calcium sensor 2
Molecular function (GO): calcium ion binding
Source: RefSeq, a predicted model, not a curated record
GAUUGAGUUUGCAACUGAACGUGACAGUGAAGCCCGCCUGUGGAUACGCUUGCAAAGUCGCCGACGUCGUUAUUGCGUUUGAGGACUGGCACCAUCGUGGAUCUGGUUGCUGCUUUCUUGCAAGGACAUCUCAUGAGUGAUUCGGCAUGGGCUGCUCAAAUACAAAAGCUGUGGAGUUGACCAACGAAGACCUCGAGUUCCUCAAGAAGCACACAGACUAUGAUGAUGCCACGAUACGGGACUGGUACGCGGGAUUCAAGCAAGAUUGUCCGACGGGCAAGCUAUCUCGCGCCAAGUUCCUGGAGAUUUACCGCAUGUUCUUCACGACGGGCAACCCCGAGAAGUUCUGCGACCACGUGUUCCGCACGUUCGACGCGGAUAACAACGGCCACAUUGACUUCAAGGAGUUCCUGCUGGCCAUUGGCGUGACGGGUAGCCAGAGUUCAGAGGAGAGGCUCAAAUGGGCCUUCCGCAUGUACGACAUCAACGGCGACGGCAAGAUCGACCAAACUGAGAUGGUCAAGAUAGUCCAGGCCCUGUAUGAAAUGCUGGGGCCCGGUGCCGCCACCUCCGAUGAGGACACUCCGGAAGAGCGCACGGGAGCUGUCUUUUCCAGGAUGGACCCUGACGGUGACGGCAAGCUGACCAUGAAGGAGUUCCUCGACGGCUGUCUGCAGGAUCGGAAGCUCGCUGGCCUCCUCACCGCAAACACAACCUUGCAGCUGAGAUAGCCCUAACUUCUCUCACGGCCUGCCUGUCCUUUCUUUUCACCACUUUCCUUUCUUUCACUCCGGCACCAUCUCAGAGAUCUUUCGCUAGAACAGCUUUCUGUUCUGCCUCUUAUAACUUAACGAGCCUUUCUUUUUUGUCAGUUGUGCAGUUUUUUUAUCUGUAUACAAGCUUCGGGCUACUUUCGUCAUGUUUGAAUAAAAUGUGCCUACAUUUC